ACAAAGAAGUAAACAGUCGCUGCAUAUAAUCGAUAUUAUCGUCGUGGAAAAAUAUAAUGUACGCAAUAUGUUGUGUUUACAAUUUUGAUUAAAUCGUGUGUGCACGAACUUGUCAUUUUAUCGUGAGACGACGCCGGAAUCUUUUCAGUGAGUCAUCAUCAUGGCGAGCGACGUCGAGGAUGAAGAGCAACAGGGAGAAGAGAAACCCUUUGUUGUAGAACGCGCGAAGACUGGCCGCGCGAAAUGCAAGAAAUGCAAGUGCGCACUCGAGAAGGGUGAGAUACGGAUUGGCAAAUUCGUGACCAGCUUCUUCGCGGACGGCAAACUGAUGCCGGCCUGGCAUCAUGUGAACUGUCUAUUCGAAGCGUUCGCCAAACAGCGCGCGACAACCAAGAGGAUCGAUGAUCCUGCGGAGGAUGUGAAGGGUUGGGAGCAGUUGUCCGAUGACGAUAAGAAGAUCAUCCUGGACAAGUUGGAGGAAUUCGAGAAAUCUUGUCCGACGAAGAUUUCAAAAAGACCGCGUCGCCGCGAAAAGCGGCCCCUUCUUCGAGUAGUACUUCGGGAAAAACGCCUGAGAAAAGGAAAAAAGAAACCGCGACGAAUGACAAGGAGAGAGAAAGAGGAAAAGAAGAAGAUCUCGUCGAAGGAUGACACCUUUCGCGAAUUUCGACGCAUUUGCAGCAAUAUCGCCAACGUAGACGCAUACACCGACAAGACCGCGAUUGUUAAGAGGAUGUUCACGAAAGGAUUGCAGGGAGACGGCUUCAAGGGCGACAUCGUCCUCUGGUGCAAGUUGCUGCUGCCCGGGGCCGUGAAGAGAAUCUAUAAUCUGCAAAGCAAACAGCUGAUCAAGCUGUUCGCGCGAAUAUUGCUCCAGGACGAGGACGCGAUGCUCGAGCAUCUGGAGCAAGGUGACGUGGCCGAAACGAUCAGCGUGUUCUUCGAGAACAGCACCGCCGUCUCGUCUUCCAACGCGAGCGUGUUGACGAUUCAAGACGUUGACCUUUUUCUAGAAAGGUUGUCACAUUUAACCAAGGAGGAGGAACAGAUCCAGCAUUUUCGAUCCAUCCUCGACAGAUGUACCUCCAACGAUCUCAAGAUGAUCAUUCGUCUGAUCAAGCACGAUCUGAGGAUCAACGCCGGUCCGAAACACAUUCUCGAGGGGAUCCACGUGGAUAUGUACAGGGCCUUCCAGAUGUCCCGAGAUUUGGAAGUGGUGAUACGUCGUUUCCUGUCGGAUUCGGAGGAGAAGCGCGCCGCCCCGGACUCGCCAUUAAAACAGAAUAAAAUAGCCAUCUCGCUGAUGACGCCCGUCUUACCGAUGCUGGCAGAAGCGUGCACAUCUGUGGAAAUGGCGAUGCGAAAGUGCCCGAACGGGAUGUUAUCCGAGGUCAAGUACGACGGCGAACGCGUCCAGGUGCACAAAAGCGGAAACGACUUUCGAUACUUCAGCAGAUCCCUCAAACCGGUCUUGCCACACAAGGUGAAUCUGUUCAAGGAAUACAUAGCACAGGCGUUCCCCGACGGUGACGAUCUGAUUCUCGAUUCCGAGAUUCUUAUGGUCGACAACGAGACCGGGCAACCCUUGCCUUUCGGCACCUUAGGAAAACACAAAAAAGCCGAAUUUAAAAAUGCCAAUGUGUGCCUCUUUGUCUUCGACUGUUUAUACUAUAAUGGAGAAAUACUUAUGGACAAGCCUAUGCUGGAGCGUAGAAGGAUUCUGAAGGAUAGGAUGACCGAGAUACCGAACAGAAUAAUGCUAUCCGAAGUUUACGAAGUUCAUGAUUCGCAGGAUCUGGCGCUAAGAAUCGUGUACGUGUUGAAAUUAGGUCUCGAGGGUUUGGUCCUAAAGGAUAUCGAUAGCAAGUACGAGCCUGGCAAGAGACAUUGGUUGAAGGUAAAAAAGGAUUAUUUGUGCGGGGGUGCAAUGGCUGAUAGCGCAGACCUCGUUGUGCUUGGCGCAUGGUACGGAACAGGCAACAAAGGUGGCAUAAUGUCGGUUUUCUUAAUGGGUUGCUACGACGAGGCACGCGAUAAGUGGUUAACCGUCACCAAGGUUCAUACGGGACACGACGAUGCCACCCUGGCGGCGUUGCAGGACGAGCUCGACAUGGUGAAGAUCGGCAAGGAUGUGGAGAAGCUGCCGAGAUGGUUGGACGCCAAGAAACCGAUGGUGCCGGAUUUUGUGGCUAGAGAUCCCAAGAAGCAGCCGGUGUGGGAAAUCACGGGGGCCGAGUUCACGAAUCAGGGGGUUCACACCGCGGACGGCAUCAGCAUCCGGUUUCCGCGCGUGACGCGCAUCCGCCACGACAAGGAUUGGUCCACAGCUACCAGUUUGAAGGAGCUGCGCGGGCUCUUCAAGAAGAAGCCGGACUCCGUCGACUUCAGCCACCUGCUCGGAGCGGGAUCUGCCGAGGAUGUCGGGGAGGAGAUCCCGAGAAAAAGACCUGCCGACACGUCGCCGAGGAAACCCGAGAAGAAGGCGAGGAAGGUGGCGAGCUCGCUGGACGAGCCGUCAACGAGUUCCAAAAUCGACGAGGAACCACUCCUGGAGGAAUCCGAAAGACGGAAGAGGGAUAAACGUGAUCGAGGAGCCGAGGAUGUUCAGCCGAGGAAGAAGCUGAAAGUGGAGUCGAGAGUCGAAAGAGAUGUGGGAUCGAACUCGAGGAACGAUGGGAUUAAGAAGCGUACAAAAGGAUCUUUCUCGGAAGAGUCCUCAGGGAACUUCGAUUCGGAUGACGAGGAUAACGGAUCCAACAACGUUCUGCAGGAUGUGCGAGCGAGUCUCGCGCCGGGCUUCGACAGGAGCAGGAGAAAGGAUGCGCGAAAGAUGCUGAAAAAACUCGGUGCCACGGUGAUAACCACCACGUCGGAGAAUGGAGCAGACACGGCGACGACGACCCACGUCAUCCACACGCGCGCAGAAAUUCCAUCCACGGCGCUUCUCCUGGAUUUCGCCGAUUUUCCGAGGACCGUCAGGCAUGUGAACGUGUCCUGGCUGGAGGAGUCUGCGACGCGGUCCACGAAGCAGGACGAGAUCUGGCACGCGGUGCGACUGGCCGGUGAUUAUUGUGAUUGUUCCUGCGCGCAUUGACAGGUACGCAGCGGGUGUAUUAUUACACGGAAAAAUAUUUUCCUGGAAGUGCGAGGUACGAGGAAUCGUUCUUGAAAAAAAUAAAUAAAAAGAAAGACAUUCUAAAAUUAUCCUGAGGAUGCUCGAAUGUGUUGAAACAUCUAUGUAUCCUUUCCCUCAAUAAAAUUAAUUUCGCAAAUGGAUUGACAUCGACGUUGUAGAAUGACGUAAUUAAAUAUAUAUACGACUUACAAAUUGCGGCGAAUCAAAACGAAACAACGCAGUCGCCUUUAUAUUAUUUUGAAGCCUAAGGCUAUUUUAUUUGUGUAAAUCAUUUUAAUUAAUUAAACUAGAAAUGCGUAUGAAUUUACACGGAUAUA
Molecule: messenger RNA, 3453 nt
Organism: Nylanderia fulva
Lineage: Eukaryota; Metazoa; Arthropoda; Insecta; Hymenoptera; Formicidae
Source: RefSeq, a predicted model, not a curated record